UUUGCCCUCUAAGGCCUUGAGCCUUCCUCUAUCUUGCUCUUUCUCCUCUCAUGGAGGUAGAACAAGUUCUCCCUAUGACCAAUGUCGACAAUGUGAUUAUCAAUACCAGCAUAAGCAUGGAGGAGAAGAAGGAGCAUGUCAAUGGUGCUAAAGAGUUGAACCAUUCUGAUGAAAUGAUUACCAUUGUCAUGGAAAAAACCGAUGGCGAUAAGAAGAUAAUGGUGGAGGAGCCAACCGAAAUUGCCAUAUCCAGGACUGCCUCCUCCAAUCGAUGCCAGAAGCAAGCCAAAAAGCGAGGUGUGUUCGGCCUCUUUCAGGCGCUGUUCAUGUCCUUCAGCAGCAGCACCACCACAAAGAAGAUGGAUGUCACCACCGCCAUGGGUGACAAGAAAAAGUUUGACAUGAUCGGCGUCAACAAUGGGGACAAGGAAGCGAUGGACAUUGUGGCAAGAUCAUCCAGUGAUGUCACCUCAUGGAAGAACCUCGUCGAUGGCAUGCGCCCACUCCGCCUCUAUGGGCAGCUGGAGUACUACCCACCGCCGUCGCCCGAUAGGACCGAGGGCGUGACCAGCCGCUACUCAUCCACCGAGGACCUACGGGAGCUGGGCAAUUAUUCCCAUGAAAAAGAAGAGGAGGUAGAGGAGGAUUCUCCAACGACAGAGGAUGGUGGCUACAGCUCCAAUGCAAUCGACAGGCAGGCUGAGGAGUUCAUUGCAAAGUUCUAUGAGCAAUUUAGGCUGCAAAAGUCAGAUUCAUUAAACAACUGGGCCGAUUAAUUGUCAUCUUGACCUUAAAAUUUACAUUUGUGCCUACUCUCUCACGAUGAACAUGACAUAUGUGUGGGGAGAGGAAGACAAGUCCAUUGCAGUGCAGUCACAAGAUGAUAUUUGUGCGUACCAAAGACCUGUUUGGCAUCCAUAAUCAUAUUCUAUUGCUUCUCCUUGUAAAUCUUCUAAGAAGUUGUUAUUGCUAGAUUUUAUAAGUCAGAAAAAAUACAUGAUAGAUUUUAGGAGAGAAUGGUGCAGUUGAUUACACACAUGAAUGACUUAUUACCUCUUGCACAUUUUCUCAA
Oryza brachyantha (malo sina) is the source of this 1072-nucleotide messenger RNA. RefSeq lists its product as uncharacterized. Bases 51 to 776 code for a protein of 241 amino acids. The record is from RefSeq and is a predicted model, not a curated record. The transcript has a single exon. Lineage: Eukaryota; Viridiplantae; Streptophyta; Magnoliopsida; Poales; Poaceae.